Lactuca virosa is the source of this 2234-nucleotide messenger RNA. NCBI's taxonomy places the organism in Eukaryota, Viridiplantae, Streptophyta, Magnoliopsida, Asterales, Asteraceae. The record is from the annotation of a GenBank genome assembly.
AAGCUAUUCCUAAAAGCUCUUAACUUUGUAUCCAUUUUAUUUUCACCACAAAAAUGAUGCAUCUCGUGCAACAGUUUGAAUAUCUCAAGAUACAACUGGAAGCUAUAAAGUUGGCAACCAACAAUUUCGCAAAUGAAAACUGCAUAGGUAGGGGUGGUUUUGGAAAAGUAUACAAAGGAGAGCUUGUUCAUUACAAGGGGAAAGAAAUUGUUGCGAUAAAACGAUUAGAUCCUGUAUUUGGGCAAGGAAACCCUGAGUUCUGGAGGGAAAUUAUUAUGCUUUCUCUUUACAAGCAUGACAAUAUUGUUUCUCUAUUAGGAUUUUGUGACGAAAGUGAUGAGAAGAUCCUUGUGUACGAGUAUGCAUCCAGGAGAAGUCUUGACUCGUAUCUCAACAAAGAUGAUCUAAUUUGGAUUCAACGACUUAAUAUUUGCAUCGGGGCGGCUCGUGGACUGGCGUAUCUUCAUAAUCCUUUUGGGACCCAACAAAGAGUAUUGCAUCGUGAUAUUAAGAGUUCUAACAUCCUCCUAGAUGAGAACUGGAAUGCCAAGAUCUCAGAUUUGGGUUUGUCCAAAUUUGGUCCUGCCAACCAAGAUUACACAUUUCUCGUCACCAACGGUGUAGGCACGAUCGGGUAUUGUGAUCCGCUAUAUAUGGAAACAGGGUUAUUAACAAAAGAGUCUGAUGUUUAUUCCUUCGGUGUGGUGUUGUUUGAAGUGUUGUGUGGGAGGUUGUGUAUUGGCAACAAGAAUGGUAUUCAUCGGCCUUUAACAGGUUUGGUUCGUCAAUACUAUUCGCAAAACAAAAUAAAGGAAAUUAUUUUCGGUAAAAUAAAGGAUGAAAUGAAUCCUAAAUCUUUAGAGGCGUUCACCACAAUAGCCUAUCGGUGUUUGAGUAGAGACUUGGAAGAGCGUCCAUUAAUGACCGACAUCGUAAGCAUACUUGAAAGUGCGCUUGAAUAUCAAUUGGAGCUUAAUUCAUUCGAUUUAAAAAAUAACCCAAUCCAAUCAAGUAGCUAUGAACAAGGAGAGACAACCCAGGAGAAAAGCAGUGACGUGCUUGUAUUGAUGUUGUGUUCUAUCGGGGUUUGGGAGGGGUUUUACCCAUUGAGAAACAAGUGGAUAAGGUUACCUACAAUUCCGGCUGACGAAUGUUUCAAACAUUCACAGCAAGAAUCUUUGGCCGUGGGUAGUGAAUUGCUGGUUUUUGGGCGUGAGCUGGUUGGGUUUGUCAUAUGGAAGUACAGUUUUAUUAGACGACAGUGGGUGAGAUGUGAAGGGAUAAAUCAUCCUCGUUGCUUAUUUGGUUCUGGAACUCUUGGAUCAAUUUCUAUUGUUGCAGGAGGGUUCGACAUAAAUGGACAAACUAUAAAAUCAGCCGAGUUAUAUGAUUCAUCAACUGGUAGAUGGGAAAUUUUGCCGGAUAUGCACUCUCCACGUAGAUUAUGCUCUAGUUUUUUCAUGGAUAAAAAGUUUUAUGUGAUAGGAGGGAUGACAAGUAGCACUGAUUCGUUAACUUGUGGUGAGGAGUUUGAUCUUAAUGCGAAACACUGGAGGAAAAUUGAUGGGAUGUACCCUAUUAUUGUAAAAAAGGUUGCCCAAGCACCUCCUCUUGUUGCAGUUGUUAGUAACGAACUAUAUGCACUUGACUAUCUGAGUAGCAUGGUUAAGAAAUAUGACAAAAACAAGAACACGUGGGACGUUUUGGGCAGACUUCCGGUUAAAGCCAGUUCGAUGGAAGGAUUGAAGAUGACCACCAGAGACCAUAGAUGUUACAUAAUCUGCAGCAUCAUUAGUCACAGAGACCCCGGACGUCAAGUAGAUAUUCAAAAUAAAAGAUCAGCAAAAUGGAGAGCAAACCAAUAUGAACAUUAAAACAAAACAAUAUCGUAAUCAUGGGGGGCGUUGAGGGAGUGCAAAAUGAACAGUUGUACAAAGUCCAAUUUUUUUUUUAUAUAUUUUUAUUUAAAAAGUAAAAGGCCAUUUUUCUGGUUCGUUCCAGGCCUUUAAGGAUAUUUAAUUCCUCAAGCCCGGCCAUGUUAGUAAUAAAUCAGAAUACUAGAAUAUAAACGAAAAGCAUGAGUGAACAAGAAAUAUUAGAAAACAAAACAUCUAAGGGCCAGGGGAGAGGCCAUCCUUGUAAGAAGCAUGUAUCAACUAUAUGUAUCUUAUACAUUCAUAAAUCGUAGAGAGCUGUGGUAUAAAGCAUAGUCGGUCACAAAAAUUGGAUUGGAG